Xiphophorus hellerii (green swordtail) is the source of this 5438-nucleotide messenger RNA. RefSeq names its product collagen, type IV, alpha 3 (gene col4a3). The transcript has 52 exons. Gene Ontology annotation, molecular function: extracellular matrix structural constituent. Bases 74 to 5098 code for a protein of 1674 amino acids. Gene Ontology annotation, cellular component: extracellular matrix; collagen trimer. Lineage: Eukaryota; Metazoa; Chordata; Actinopteri; Cyprinodontiformes; Poeciliidae. The record is from RefSeq and is a predicted model, not a curated record.
AGGAUCUCUGUGAGGAGAACCGACCCAAGCCGGUGCUCCGAGCCGGGAGGUGCGCUGCUCUCUGCCCGCCUGGAUGGCGUCUCCGGCGGCUGCGAGGCGGAAGAUCCCCCGCCUGCUGGUCCGGCUGCUGGUCCUCGGCGCGCUGCUGCUGCUGGCCGACGGCAAACUGGUCUGCCACUGCACCGGGAAGUCCCGCUGUCACUGCGAGGGGGUCAAAGGUCAAAAGGGAGAAGCAGGAUACACAGGAGACCCAGGACUUCCUGGAGUGAUGGGAUUUCCUGGAAGCGAAGGUCACCAAGGGUCACCAGGAGAAAAGGGUAACCCCGGAAACGCAGGCAUUGUAGGAAUUAAGGGCUCUCGGGGACCUCCAGGAACACCAGGUUUUCCAGGACCUCCAGGUCUCCCAGGGCUUCCUGGGCACGAAGGGCCAAUGGGUCAACCCGGGCUCCCAGGAUGCAACGGGACAAAAGGGGAGGCCGGCUACCGAGGGGUUCCUGGACCUUCAGGACCGCCGGGAUCACGGGGGGCCCCGGGGCCACAAGGCAUGAAGGGAGACUCGGUCGUGAUUCCCCUCAGUCAGGAAAUAAAAGGAGCAGCGGGACCACAAGGGCCAACCGGCAAAAAGGGGCAAAGCGGACAUGGAGGAGAACCGGGCGAACCGGGACGGCCCGGAGCCCAUGGACUUCCUGGAAGACGAGGAUCUGCAGGAAUUGAAGGAGAAAAGGGUCAGGAAGGUUCCAGUCCGACGAGUCCCGGUCCGCAGGGAGGGAAGGGCGAUCGCGGCCCUCCAGGGAUCCCCGGGAAGCAGGGCAUCAAACUCUUCGCUGAAGGACCCAAAGAGCUGAAGGGCGAGCCGGGCGAAGUGGGGCAGAAAGGUUUCCCCGGUCUUCCUGGGGAGCCGGGGAGCCUGGGGGCGAAAGGAGAGAAGGGUGACAGAGGAGAACCUGGCUCACUGGGAAAACCAGGGAAGACAGGAUUACUGGGAGAACUGGGACAGCCGGGCGACCCCGGAGAGUUCGGCUUCAUCGGCCCGCCCGGCGUCGACGGCGCCGCGGGAGAAAAAGGCGACCGAGGGCCUCCAGGUCCCCCAGGACAGACCAUCUCUAAUUACAUAUCCGUGAAGGGCCAGCGAGGUUUCCCCGGGCCCUUUGGACCCGCCGGGUUCCUCGGGAUUCAAGGUCCGAUCGGGUUCCCGGGACUGAAGGGCGAGUCAGGCGAGGCCUCCAACGGACCGCCAGGUUCUCCUGGUCCAACUGGCUCAGGGGGUCCCAAAGGGGAACCAGGACCGCCGGGCCUGGUGGUUACCGGACCGCCAGGAUUGACCGGAGCCCCAGGACCUCUUGGACUUCAGGGAGAGCCAGGAGAGCCUGGAAUACCAAACAUGGACAUCAUAGGACAGGGUGUUCUUGGUACGACAGGUUCAAAAGGCUCUCGAGGCCCUCCAGGGGACAAAGGGGCGGUUGGGGAAAAGGGUCAGAAAGGGCAGGUUUGUAUAGACUGCCAUUUUCAGGCUGGUCCUCCUGGACCUCAGGGACCACCAGGGGCGCCAGGUCAGAACGGGUUGCCAGGUGCGGCUGGAUCUCCAGGACCAGCAGGUAAUAAAGGCUUCAAAGGAGCCGCAGGCCCACCUGGAGAACAGGGCCCCCGGGGCCCCCAGGGCUCCCCGGGGGCCCCGGGGGCUCCAGGCGAGCCGGGGUCAAACCCUCGGCCGGGGCAGAAGGGGGAGGCCGGGGACCAGGGCGAUGCGGGGCUGCGGGGAAAGGCGGGGCAGCACGGAUACCCAGGACCGCCGGGUCCCAAAGGCGAAACGGGACAGAAAGGAAACCCGGGGCUUCAGGGGUCAAAAGGUCACCGGGGCCUGCCGGGCCCCUCUGGUGCCAGAGGAGUGACGGGGCCACCGGGCCCACCGGGCCGCAGCCGUCCUGGUUGUCCAGGACCGAUGGGGCCCAAAGGAGCUAACGGCUACAUGGGAGACCGUGGAGCACCGGGCCCCAGAGGAGAGAAAGGCUCUAAGGGGAACAUCUGGAACAUUCCAGGAGAACCGGGACCGAAAGGCUCCAGAGGACAGCCGGGGGAAACCGGACCUGAAGGUGAGAACGGACUUCUGGGUCUCCGAGGAUGUACUGGUCCAAAAGGUCAAAAGGGCAAUGACAGUUUCUCUCACAAGGGUAACCGGGGCAACGCGGGGUCAAAAGGAGUCAAGGGGUCCAGAGGAGAGCCAGGGUUCCCCUGUUAUGGCAUGAAGGGGCGAGUGGGGCCGCCCGGCCCCCCAGGGCCCGUCGGCCAAAAGGGGAACAGAGGUUUUGGGCUGCCGGGUGAGGCGGGUAAACCAGGCCCUCGGGGGCAGGAUGCCUGUGACGGACCUCCGGGCGAUCCGGGACCGCCGGGACGGCCAGGAGUUCAGGGACCUGCAGGACAAAAUGGCUGCCAGGGGCCCAAAGGUCACCGAGGCGUUGAUGGGGAACCUGGUUCCACGGGUCCACCUGGGCCCUGUGUCCCCGGAUGUCCAGGACCUCCAGGACUGCGAGGUCCAGCGGGUCCAAUUGGACCCACAGGAACGAAGGGGCCGCCGGGUCUGAAGGGAGAUCCUGGGACCCACUGCCCCAGAGUCCCCGGGCUCAGAGGGCCACCGGCGCCACCGGGACCCGAUGGAGUUCCAGGGCUGGCCGGGGAAGUGGGACCCAAAGGCUGGAGAGGGAAUCCCGGAGAGCCUGGAGGCCCAGGGCCGAGAGGAGACAUGGGUGUUCCAGGGCCGAUGGGGUGUCCUGGAAACCACGGACCGCCUGGGACCUGCGGGGAACCGGGACCAAAAGGUCAGAGGGGUCGAGAUGGUUCAAGAGGUUCUCAGGGACCUCCAGGAGAGCCAGGGGACAAAGGGGGAACUGGACCAAAAGGGUUCCCAACAGUCAUUAGGACAACGGGGAAUCCCGGAGACUCUGGAUUUCCAGGACCCAGAGGUUUCACUGGGGAAAAGGGACAAGGAGGCCCCCCAGGGAACCGAGGGCCAAAGGGCCUGGAUGGAAAAUCUGGAGAGACGGGGCCACCAGGAUGUCCUGGAGAUCCAGGUAGAGAUGGAGAGAGAGGUCCUUGUGGUUUCACUGGACCCCCAGGGGACAAGGGAUUCACUGGUAGACCAGGUGAUCCAGGUGAAAAAGGUGCAACGGGAACCAAUGGGCUCCCUGGUUCAGAUGGAGGGUCAGGGAAACCCGGAGAUAAGGGACGUAAAGGAGAAGCAGGUUGUGGAUGGGGAGCUAAAGGCUGUAAAGGAAUGAAGGGGAUUCCUGGACGUCCAGGACCUUCAGGUCCAAAAGGACCAGGAGGACCAGCUGGAGACGUUGGCCCUCUGGGGCCCUGCGGUCCUUGUGGAUUUGUGGGAUCCAAAGGGCCACCUGGAUGCAAAGGUUCUCCUGGUAGAGCCGGUGAGAAAGGUUGGGACGGCCCGCCUGGGAUCUGUGGCCCUCCAGGGCCUCCUGGAAAUCCAGGAUGCUGGGGGUCUCCUGGAGCUCCUGGUCCACUGGGACCCAAAGGAAACCAGGGCCGGGACGGGAUCCCCGGGCCUGACGGAGAGAAAGGAGAUAUGGGCUCAUGUGUACCUGGACCGAAGGGGCCGACAGGACGAAGAGGUCCCCCUGGAUGCGUGGGGGACAGGGGCCCGCUGGGAUGCUGUGGGCCUCCUGGACCCUGUGGACCUGCAGGAGACCCGGGUUACAAAGGCGCUAAGGGACCCCCAGGGCCUCCUGGAUGUGCUGGGAAGAAAGGGGGAGAGUGCAUUGAUGGGACAAAGGGAUAUAAAGGAUUUCCUGGACCUAAAGGACCGAAAGGCCCUAAGGGUCCGUCCGGUCCACCUGGUCCACCAGGUCCUGGUUACAAAGGCCAUAAAGGUGUUAAAGGAGAACCGGGUCCCCCAGGACCACCGGGACCAAUCGGUGACCUCGGUCCUUGUGGACCUCCUGGUCCUUGGGGGCCGCCUGGAUAUCCUGGAAAAAAAGGCUACAGAGGACCGGUUGGAGCAAAGGGUUCAAUCGGUAUGGAAGGGGAGAAAGGACCGCCAGGUAACCCCGGUCCGGGAGGACCAGCAGGACGAAUCGGGAACCCGGGACCAAGUGGGAAGGACUCAUAUUUUCCUGUGCAGCUGGUAUCAGGAGACCCAGGUGAAGAAGGAGCUCUAGGCCAAGUGGGAGGAGUCGGAUCGCCGGGUUUCCCUGGAUUGAGGGGAGCUUAUGGUUCAAAAGGCUCAUCUGGAGCACCGGGUUGGACAGGAACACCUGGGCGCGACGGACUGAGAGGAGAGGAUGGAGAGAGAGGACGAAUCGGCCAGAAAGGUGCGAAUGGAGAGCGUGGCAGAGUGGGAGCCAAGGGUCCUCCAGGUGAGCCAGGUGAACCAAGUGAGCCAGGCGCCGGCCCGCCACCCAGGAGGAACGGCUUCCUGUUCAGCAGACACAGCCAGGACAGCGCCGCCCCUGCCUGCCCGGCCCAGUCCACGCUCAUAUUCAGAGGAUACUCACUGCUCUUCAUCAACGGCUACAGCCGCGCUCACGGACAGGACCUGGGAACGGUCGGCAGCUGCCUGCAGCGUUUCAGCACCGCUCCCUUCCUGAUCUGUGAGACUGGAGAGGAAUGUCGAUACGCUGAGAGGAACGACUUUUCCUACUGGCUGUCCAACAUCAGGAGCCCGAUAAACCAGACCGACCCAGAGGCGGCGCUGGAGUCCAAGAUCAGCAAGUGUUCGGUGUGCGAGUCUGAAGCCAACGUGAUCGCCAUCCACAGCCAGACCAGCGCCGUCCCGCCCUGCCCUGCGGACUGGCAGUCGCUCUGGACCGGAUUCUCCUUUGUGAUGGAAACGGGUGUAGGCGCCGAGGGCUCGGGUCAGCCUCUGGUUUCUCCCGGAUCCUGCCUGGAAAACUUCCAAGGAAUGCCGUUCAUGGAGUGCAGCGGCAGCUCAGGAACCUGCAAGUACGACAACAGCCUGUACAGCUACUGGCUGGCUGCUCUGGACCCUGACAACAUGUUCAGGAGGCCCAGCAGCUGGAUCCUUCCAGGGAACAACCCAGACAACAUCAGCCGCUGCAGAGUCUGCAUGAAGAUCAUGCAGAUGUGACCUUUGACCUCUGUCCUCUGACCUCUGUGGGUCAGAGGACAGGUCGGUCCAACAGCACAUCUGUCCCCCAGGACUCCUGUCCUCUGAGACAGUCAGACAUGAGCAGAACCGGAACCGGUUAUGGUGCCGCUGCGGUGCCGUUUGGUUCUGAGCAGGAAGAUGUCGCGUUGCCAGGUUGGUGAAGAGCCCCAACCGGUUCACAAACUCCUGUUGGGUUUGUUUCAUGUUUCUUAUCAGCAACUUUUAAUGUGAGACCUAAUCUGAGAAAACUUCAGGGUGAGAGUUUAGUUUAUGAAGAGGCAGCAUCGGCCAAUCAGAGGCCAGUCUGAAGCUAACAGCA